UUCGGCUUUUCCCCAAUUCAUCAUCUAGCUAGCCCACCGGAACAACCAAUUUGGAAGCUGCUUAGCUGUGUGGUAUUGGUACUGUGGCCUUUUCCGCGGACCCGUGCCGAUGGAGCGAGCGGCGGCGGAGGUGGAGAUGGAGGCGGCCGGCGACGACGUGCACACGCCCCACUCCGCGCCGUCAACGGCGUCGUCGGCGAGGGUGUCGAUCUGGGAGUCGGUGCGCGCGUGCGGGCUCUGGGGCAAGGACGUGGACAAGGCCGAGCUGCGGCGCCGGGUCGUCAUGCCGCUGUACGCGCGCCGCGCGGUGGCGGCGGCCGUCAGGGAGAAGAGCGAGGCCGCCGGCGUGGCGGCUGCCGCGGCGGCCAAGGAGGAGGUCGCCGAGGAGGAGGGGCUCGCGGUGGUCACGCCGAUGGUGGUGUUCGUCAACUCCAAGAGCGGCGGCCGGCACGGGCCCGAGCUCAAGCUGCGCCUGCACGAGCUCAUCAGCGAGGAGCAGGUCUUUGAUCUUUCUGAUGUGAAGCCUUCUGAUUUUAUUCGCUAUGGCUUGGGUUGUUUGGAGAGGUUGGCUGAGAGAGGUGAUAAUUGUGCAAAGAACAUCCGUGGAAAUUUGAGGAUUAUGGUUGCUGGGGGUGAUGGCACAGUUGGUUGGGUACUUGGAUGUCUCCAAGAGCUUAACAAGUUGAAAAGGGAACCAGUUCCUCCCACAGGAAUCAUCCCACUUGGUACAGGAAACGACCUUGCUAGAUCGUUUGGAUGGGGUGGCUCAUUUCCCUUUGGUUGGCGUUCAGCUGUAAAGCGCUAUCUCAGCAAGGCAGGGGCUGCUCCCAUCGUCCAUCUUGACAGUUGGCAGGCUGUGAUCACGAUGCCAGAAGGACAAAUAGACGAGUUGCCACAUGCACUUAAGAAAGUGGAACCUGCAGACCAUUUGGAGUUUAACAAGGAGAAUGGCAUCAAGCUACCUGAAAAAGCUUCUUCUUAUAAAGGAGUAUUCUACAACUACCUUAGCAUUGGGAUGGAUGCUCAAGUUGCAUACGGGUUCCACCACCUACGAAAUGAGAAGCCAUAUCUUGCUCAAGGACCAGUUGCAAAUAAGAUGAUUUACGCUGGAUAUAGCUGCACGCAGGGAUGGUUCUGCACACCUUGUACAGCCAGUCCUCAGCUAAGGGGACUUAGGAAUAUUUUACGGCUUUACAUUAAGAGGGCAAAUUGUUCCGAAUGGGAGCAAGUUCAGAUGCCAUCAAGUGUUAGGUCCCUAGUGAUCUUAAAUUUGAGAAACUACAGCAGUGGAAGGCAUCCAUGGGGUGAUCUUAAACCAGAUUAUCUUGAAAAGAGAGGUUUUGUUGAAGCUCAUUCGGAUGAUGGCUUGGUUGAAAUAUUUGGUCUGAAACAAGGCUGGCAUGCUUCAUUCGUUUUGGCUGAGCUUAUCAAUGCAAAGCACAUUGCUCAGGCUGCAGCUAUCAAGUUAGAAAUGAGGGGUGGCGAGUGGGAUCGAGCAUAUGUUCAAAUGGACGGAGAGCCUUGGAAACAACCACUCAUCCAGGAUCAAUCAACUACUGUGGAAAUAAACAAAGUUCCCAGUCAUUCUCUCAUGAUUAAUGGGGAUUCAUGAUAUUUUCUUGUGUUAUAAUCAGGUAACAUUCCAGAGAGUCCAUUUCUUGUUCACAGACAUCAAUUUGCGCUGUUGCAUUCUGACAGCUCGCUAAUCGUUUGAUUACUAUGUCAUGCCAGGGUUACAAUCUAGAUCGUUAGACUAUGUACAGUUUAGGAGCAGCAUGAGCCAGAUUCUUAUAGAUGGCUCAGCUGCAGCCAGGAAUGUAUGUUUAUUGGCUCUUAUCAUGCCAUGGUCGGAUCAUGGUAUUUGCACAAUCUGCCACCAUGUACUGUUGUAUCAUGUAAGUUAUGUUGUAUCCUAGCUCCUUUUGAGAGAGAAACAAAUUUAACUUGCUUUGUAUUGUAAUUUUUUCUCUCUGGAAAAUAACCUUGUGAAAAACAGUGUAAGCUGUAACUUUGUUUGCUGUUCAAUUCAACAAUUCUUUCCCCGUGGGACAUUCCUUUGUGGGAUCACAUUUGAAAUGCUUUUGCUGCUAGCAAUGUACUUUGAUUCAUUGGAGUCGUA
Molecule: messenger RNA, 2119 nt
Organism: Lolium rigidum
Lineage: Eukaryota; Viridiplantae; Streptophyta; Magnoliopsida; Poales; Poaceae
Product: diacylglycerol kinase 3-like
Exons: 12
Coding region: 110-1612 (500 amino acids)
Molecular function (GO): ATP-dependent diacylglycerol kinase activity
Source: RefSeq, a predicted model, not a curated record